AAGCGUGAAAUGGCCUCUCAUAUUUAAAUCGUAAAACGUAAUAAGGAAUGAGAUUUAAAAAUAGAUUAGAAAAAAAAUGAAUACAUAUAAAAGUUACCGGAAAAUUAAAGUUAUGAUGGCUAAGUUAAAUAUUGUUCAUGUCAAAGACGGCGAUCACCACGACAAAGAAAGUAAAAAAGGAUGACCCCGACGUGAUUUGAACACGCAACCUUCUGAUCUGGAGUCAGACGCGCUACCGUUGCGCCACGAGGUCCUAACCAUAGAUGUAUCGGAAAUGUCCGAACCAUCGGUUGACGAAAAGAACACGCCUGCAAAGAGUUACAUUGAAUUCCGUGUACAGUUAAAAAGAAAAGACAUUCAGGACCUUCUCGGAGAGAUAGACCAACUAGAAACGAAGAAGCUCAGAAACGUCAAGUUGCUGCAGCAACUAAAGUCGGAGCAGGACAACCAGAUGCGUCUACUCCUGAAGCAGGUGAAAGAGCAGGAGAAGAAACUGGCGCAGAAAGAACUGGCGCACCUGAAACAACUGGAACAGGACAAAGACGCGGCACUGUCAAAGAAGGCGGAGGUGGAAGACGUCCAGAGGAGGCUGAGCGACGUGGAGAGGCAGGUCUCGGAGCGGCUGGCCCAGUGCCAGGAGCUGCGGGACUACAGGGACAGGGGCGUCCAUCAGCACCAGGCCCAGAUCACACAGCUGGAGGAGGAGCGCGAGCGCAUGCAGCUGGACGCCGCCGCCGCCGCGGAGCACAUAAAGAGCCAGCUGUCACUGACCCUAAGGAUGAUAGAGAUGGGGACGGCCCAAGCCAUCAAGGACAACAGACUGGCUGAAGAGAUGAAAAAUAACGAGCUCAACAUAGACGAGUCGCAAAGAGCGGCCCACAGAGAUAAUGAAUGGCUACGAGAAAAGGUUUCGGCCUACAGGGAGGAAGUGUCGGCCCUGGAGCUGUCCGUGCAGGGUAUGGAGGAGGAGAACGUUGGCCAUUGUGAUUGGCUGUUUGACCAACGCCUCAAACGCCUCAGCAUCUCCCGGCAAUAUACUACUAGACCUGGGUCAAAACCGGGUUCAGACCUGCGAGAAAGCACCAUUCUGAAUCCAACGUCAGUUGCAGGAUGUGGCGCCGCUGCAGCCAGGGACCGUCUGGAAGGGGAUGAAAUAGACAGCAGCUGCAUUGGAUCAGCGACUCCCGACCAGCUGAGGCCUCGACACAACUUGAGUGUUGGCGAGCUGCAGCAGGGGCUUCUGACCGUGGUGGGGCAGACUGCGCCGCUGCACCUGCCUCCCACUGAGGACCACCGAUGGGACGGGGGCAUGACCUUCAGCAGCACGGAGGUGGCCAGCAAACCCCUCACCAUCAGACAGCUAUGAACCCAAUACACUUGGUCAUUCAUUGGCGCCAUCUAGAUCGCUUGAGUUGCAUUUCAUUCUUUAAUCAAACAUUUAUUAAAAACAUUUGCAAUUUUUACUUGUUUUUAAUCAUGAGUAUCAAAAUGAUAUGGCAACCAUGUUGCCAGAUCAGAACUAAAACAUGGAACAGACAAAAUAAAUACCAAGACUUCAAGAAAUAUAUAUUUGAGAAAUAACUACAGAAAAGAGGAAUUGUGGAAGCUUGCACUUUAUUAAAAAAAACACAACCCAAAAAAACAUAUCUAUAAACUGCCGCAAAUGUGUAAAACAAAAGAAAACAAACCCCCAUCGUGUCACCUUCGUGUUCGGCCCAUAGUACUAUCAUCAGCCCCGUCUCUCGUGUUGCAGGUCCAGAUUUUAUUUACACAGAGCCCCGAUCAACAGCGCUCCACCCUGCCUGCAACACACCUGUUAACCACUGCAGCCACACACACAACCACACACAGCCACACACACAGGCUCCCACAUACUGAGGUUGGACAGCCAAGCAGCGUUGUUAAAUGAAAAUACAUGGUUUGCUGAAAGCGUUGAAAACAUACAUGUGGAUUCCUUUCAAAUGCAACUUAUUGUUUAUUUUUUUUAUUCUUCGGGUUGGUUCGUUUUAUUUACCUGCGAUGAAAUUCUUCCCAGUUUAAAAUUAACUCACCGGAUCGAUAGUGAGCAAUUUUUUUUUUCAUAUAGUAUCUUUAUACAUCCUCAACGUGACCCAAUAGAACUAUACAAGGCAUCAUGCGAAUACAAGGAUUAUUUUGUGCCUCAACAGCAAAAAAGUGUCGUUUUUCCCCUCCCUCAAACAUUAUAUUAUUUUCUCUUUUUUUAACAGUCAAAAUAUUAAAUUCUAGAAUCAUUCAUACCAGAGACCUGAUGCCCUUCCUCGAUGCAUCGGGACAGGGUGAUGUCAUUUGUUCAAUUGAAAAAAAUAAAAUAAAAAUAAUCUCAUGGGCUCUGCAGGGUAAUCAUAAAUAAAUACAAACAAGGAA
This is a messenger RNA of Gadus macrocephalus (Pacific cod), 2385 nucleotides long. It is a transcript of the gene ccdc83, whose product is annotated as coiled-coil domain containing 83. Lineage: Eukaryota; Metazoa; Chordata; Actinopteri; Gadiformes; Gadidae. The transcript has 11 exons. The record is from RefSeq and is a predicted model, not a curated record. The coding region runs from base 275 to 1366 and encodes 363 amino acids.